Exaiptasia diaphana is the source of this 1852-nucleotide messenger RNA. Its product is annotated as centrosomal protein of 97 kDa. The record is from RefSeq and is a predicted model, not a curated record. Gene Ontology annotation, molecular function: protein binding. Lineage: Eukaryota; Metazoa; Cnidaria; Anthozoa; Actiniaria; Aiptasiidae.
UGGGACAACAAUAUGUCAAGUGAAACUCAUUUUCUGCUGAUCCGAAGAUAUAUUUUGAUGACAUAGAAAGUUUUUCUAGUUUAUUAGACUUUAGGAAACGAUAAUGCCUACAUUCAAGAGAGAAGAGGAGAGGAAUGGCGACUUACGUUCCAGUGUCGUUACGUUGGACCUGUCAGACAAGGGUCUACGAAGAAUCGAGCCAUUACCUGAUGGUGUUUCAGCCCAAACCAUCCUUUACAACCACAACAAUAUAGCAAGGAUUGAAAACUUGCAAUAUUUUGAACACUUACAGCAGUUAUCACUGGCUAACAACCGCUUGGUAGAGAUGACAGGCAUUUCCCAAGCACAGGGUCUAAAGGUUCUGGACCUCAGUAAUAACAGCAUCAUAUCUAUUGAAGGUUUGACUCAUCUCAGGAGCCUUGAAUGGYUGAAUCUAUCAGGGAACAGCAUCAAGAGAAUGCAAAACUUGGAGAAGAACAUCAACCUUUACCACCUUGACCUUUCUGAUAACAGUAUUGUUAAGAUAAGCAGUCUCAGAAACCUCAUGAAGCUGAAGACACUGCUUCUCCAUGGCAACUUGAUAUCAUCACUAAGUAACAUCACAGAAAAUGUGUCUGCAUCAAGUGUUGUUACAUUGUCGCUGGGCGAUAAUGAAAUAAUGGACCUGAAUGAGAUGACAAAUUUGAAGUCCCUCAGCUCGCUUGAACAGCUGUCAAUAGCUGGUAAUCCGUGUCUCUUGUCUUUGUCUAACGUCGUUGGGUUUAAUUACAGACCGUUUAUUCUUGUGAAUUGCCCUAAACUGAGAAACCUUGAUGGUCACUUGAUAUCACAACAGGACAGGCUUGAGUCAGAAAAGUUAAGAAGUGAUGGUAAUCUUAGGACGUUCUCUUCUGGACGGCACCUGCAGUUAGUGAAAUAUCUCACACAAGCUACACCAAUCAGAAACUCCAAGACGCCUACCCCGGCUAUGGACAGCAUAUCAAGGAAUGACGAUAGAUGGUCGGUUCCAGUACAAGAUGAGAGACCAUCUAAACACGGCCAGGAUUUARCAUUGGAGGAUGUCACCAAUUCUGAAAUUGUUGAUGACCAGCUUGUGUCUGAAUCGUGCUACGUUCCAAUCAGUGAUWCACAGAGUAUUAUGUCGUCCGUUACUGGUGAUUUUGAAGACUAUCACGUAGCAGAAAGACCAAAUCAAACGAACGACAGCAAUGGGCAGCAUUAUGAUACUGUUGAUAUUGUUGGAUUACGUGUUAAAACUCCAGAUGAGGAAGGGGAAGAGACUGUCGAUCGGAAAUCCCCUAUUCAAGAAGAUGGCAUGAGCAAUCAAGACGAAUCUAACCAGCCGUUGAUGACAGAGGAAGAAGCUUUUAAGCUCAUYCAUCUAGCGGCAACCAUUAUACAGGCUCGUGUAAGAGGGUUUUUAACUCGUAGAAGACUUGACUUCUAUGAAYAUCGACAUCGCAAAAAAGCAGCAAUCAUUAUCCAAGCUGUUUGGAAAGGAUACUGGACAAGAAUGYACAAUAAAAAAGUAAUAGCCAUACGAAAUGAAAUAAGAAUGAGAAGAUUGACGGCCCACGUCAACUACUUGGCAGGCCUUGUCAUAAAAUGUCAAGACCAGGCAUCGCGUGACAAACGUACCAUGGCAAAGGCUAUCAAGUGUUUGUGGAGCGAACUAGAAAAACAGAACAGCAGAUAUGUUUCCUGGUUACACGCUCAACAGAAUCGAGCUGCAGUUAAAAUCCAGCGACAUUGGCGAGGUUAUAAAGUCAGGAAGUUGUAUCCACGCCCCGCAACUGUCAAUGUGACGUCAUAUMRGAGUAUGGUCUYGAUGUGUCGAGAUAUGCAGGAACAG